Diospyros lotus (date-plum) is the source of this 1142-nucleotide messenger RNA. Its product is annotated as bidirectional sugar transporter SWEET15-like. Lineage: Eukaryota; Viridiplantae; Streptophyta; Magnoliopsida; Ericales; Ebenaceae. The coding region runs from base 147 to 1016 and encodes 289 amino acids. The record is from RefSeq and is a predicted model, not a curated record. The transcript has 6 exons. Gene Ontology annotation, cellular component: membrane. Gene Ontology annotation, biological process: carbohydrate transport. Gene Ontology annotation, molecular function: sugar transmembrane transporter activity.
UCCAGCAUCACCAUCUGCCUUAGCAUUGGCCAUAUGAAACAAAAGCUAGGGUCUCAUCAGAGACCCAGCUUAAGCCAAUUUUGUUAGAUCUAGAGAGAGAGAGAGAGAGAGAGAGAGGACAGAAAGUUUGAUCAAGAAGAUCAUAUAUGGCCAUGUCUGGAUUCCAGCAUUCAUUACUUUUUACGUUUGGUGUCUUAGGUAACAUUAUUUCAGUCUUCGUGUACCUAGCUCCAUUGCCAACAUUCAUCGAAAUACACAGAAGAAAAUCAACCUUAGGAUUCCAAUCUCUACCAUAUGUGUGCGCCUUGUUCAGCGCCAUGCUGUGGAUGUACUACGCCUUGCUCGGAUCAGAUGCAAUUCUUCUCAUCUCCAUCAACUCAUUCGGAUGCAUCAUAGAGACUAUUUAUCUGAUCAUAUACCUUGGUUACGCUCCAAAAAAGGCCAGGAACCAUACUUUCAAGCUACUUGCUUCUCUGAACGCGGGAGUCUUCUCUGGGAUCCUUCUCCUUACGCUCUUUCUGGUUAAAGGCUCUAACCGGGUUCUAGUUGUUGGGUGGUCUUGUGCUACAAUCUCUGUCGGCACUUUCGCGGCACCAUUAAGCAUUGUGUUUCAGGUUGUUCGAACUCGCAGUGUGGAGUUCAUGCCAUUUACCUUGUCUUUCUUCCUCACUCUGAGCGCGGUUAUGUGGUUUGUUUAUGGCCUACUGCGGAAGGAUUUGUUUGUUGAGCUCCCAAACGUAGUGGGUUUCUUCUUGGGGCUGCUUCAGAUGCUGCUAUACGGGAUAUACAGGAAUACAAAGGCAGUCGAACUAAGGGAUGAAAAGCUACCAGAAAACACGAUCAAUGUGGUCAUAUUGGCAAAUUCUGAAGUGCAUCCUAUUGAUGGUGGAAAUGAUAAAGGUGUGACAAAAGAUGAGAAGGAGAUGCAUGAAGCAACAGAUCAUAGUCAAGAGAAUAUAAUUGUGAUUUUAGCCUCUGAUGAAUCUGGGGAACCAAAUGCGCAGCCUGUGGCUUGAUCGAUCUGAUCAUUCACUCAUCUAGUUAUGCUUUUGUUGUCUUCUCUCUCGCCGACCCCAAGAAAUUCCUCACGGUUUGGGGCUUUUUUUUCUCCCCAAUAUAUAUAUAUAUAUAUAUAUGCAGUC